This is a messenger RNA of Andrographis paniculata, 1758 nucleotides long. Its product is annotated as dnaJ protein homolog ANJ1. Gene Ontology annotation, molecular function: ATP binding; Hsp70 protein binding. Gene Ontology annotation, cellular component: cytoplasm; cytosol. Gene Ontology annotation, biological process: protein refolding; response to heat. Bases 144 to 1394 code for a protein of 416 amino acids. The transcript is spliced from 6 exons. Lineage: Eukaryota; Viridiplantae; Streptophyta; Magnoliopsida; Lamiales; Acanthaceae. The record is from RefSeq and is a predicted model, not a curated record.
CAGCCCUCCUCCGUGCUCCCGCAUUCUUCGAAGAGCUGCUAGCGAGCGCUUCCCGAUCGCGCCUCCGCUGCGUCUUUACAGAGAUUUGCGCCUCAAUCGCGUCGAUUUGAGUUCAGAUUAGCGGUUCUUGAAGGUGAGCCAAAAUGUUUGGCAGGGCGCCGAAGAAGAGCGACAAUACUCGGUACUAUGAGAUUCUCGGAGUGCCGAAAACGGCGUCGCCGGACGAUUUGAAGAAGGCGUACAAGAAGGCAGCCAUCAAGAAUCAUCCUGACAAGGGCGGAGACCCCGAGAAGUUCAAGGAGUUGGCUCAUGCUUAUGAGGUCUUAAGUGAUCCUGAGAAACGAGAAAUCUAUGACCAGUAUGGGGAAGAUGCUCUCAAGGAAGGAAUGGGAGGUGGUGGUGGCAUGCACGACCCAUUUGACAUCUUCUCGUCAUUCUUUGGUGGAAGCCCAUUUGGAGGUGGUAGUAGCCGUGGAAGGAGGCAAAGAAGGGGAGAGGAUGUGGUGCACCCAUUGAAGGUGUCUCUUGAGGAUUUGUAUUUGGGGACCACAAAGAAGCUUUCGUUGUCACACAACAUAAUUUGCUCAAAGUGCAGUGGAAAAGGGUCAAAAUCUGGAGCAUCAACAAAGUGCAUGGGCUGCCAGGGAAGUGGUAUGAAAGUCACUAUAAGGCAGCUCGGCCCCGGUAUGAUACAGCAAAUGCAGCACGCCUGCAAUGAAUGCAAAGGAACAGGAGAGACCAUCAAUGAGAAAGACAGAUGCCCUCAAUGCAAGGGUGAGAAGGUUGUCCAGGAAAAGAAAGUUUUGGAAGUCCAUGUGGAGAAAGGAAUGCAGAAUGGCCAGAAAAUUACAUUCCCUGGGGAAGCUGAUGAAGCGCCGGAUACAGUCACUGGCGACAUAGUCUUUGUGCUUCAGCAAAAGGAGCAUCCUAAAUUCAAGAGAAAGGGUGAAGACCUUUUUGUGGAGCAUGGGCUUAUGCUCACUGAGGCAUUGUGUGGCUUCCAGUUCAUCCUGUCCCAUUUGGACGGCCGGCAGCUCCUUGUGAAAUCACAGCCUGGAGAAGUUGUGAAGCCUGAUUCUUACAAGGCAAUCAACGAUGAAGGAAUGCCAAUGUAUGGAAGGCCAUUCAUGAAGGGUAAACUCUACAUUCAUUUCACUGUUGAAUUCCCUGACUCUCUAACUCCAGAUCAAGUUACGGCCCUGGCGAAAAUCCUUCCACCGAAGCAGCAGUCAGAACUGACUGACAUGGAGCUGGAUGAGUGCGAGGAAACUACGCUGCAUGAUGUCAACAUCGAGGAAGAGAUGAGGAGGAAGCAGGCUCAGCAGCAGGAAGCUUACGAUGAGGAUGAUGAUAUGCAUGGUGGUGCCCAAAGGGUUCAGUGCGCGCAACAGUGACAAACUAAUGUCACCAUUAUCUAGGUAAACGUUGUCCUACCUAAAUAAGGACCCCCCCCCCCCCCCCAAACCAACCCCCUUAAUAUGUCCUUAUGAUGAUGGUUAUAUGUGAGUGUGGAAUUUAAAACCUAAUGGGACUUGUGUUUGUGGCGAAUAUUUCCUCGACUAAAUAACCUGGCAUAGAUAAUUCUAGUUCUGUCACGCGAGUCUGUUUUGUAGAAAUUUCAUGCUCGUUGUCGAAUGCAGGCGCGGUGAUGGUAUUGCUAUGAUGUUGUGUGUUUUGGUUUGAGUAUGCAAAAUAACUAUGUGCUGUAUGUGUUUGGAUUUACUAUAUUUUUAUGUGACCAUUUGUGCUCUCUCUGCA